AUGUCGUAUCCCUACUACUGCGAGUUCUUCACCAAAUUCCCAAAGUUCAUUCCGCCCAAGGACCCGGCGGAGCGUCUGGUUGACCCGCGCCAGAAGCUGGAGCCCGGCUGCACAGCCCGCUGCUCUCUCUGGGUCAACGAGUACGAUGCUUGCACCAAGCGCGUGCGUGCGCGCACGGACAACAAAGGCAAUUGCUCGGGUCAAUAUGAAGAGCUCCACGUCUGCAUAGACAGAUGUAUUGCGAAAGAUCUCUUCAAGUAUUUAAAGUGA
Molecule: messenger RNA, 270 nt
Organism: Besnoitia besnoiti
Lineage: Eukaryota; Apicomplexa; Conoidasida; Eucoccidiorida; Sarcocystidae
Product: putative ubiquinol-cytochrome c reductase hinge protein
Exons: 3
Coding region: 1-270 (89 amino acids)
Biological process (GO): mitochondrial electron transport, ubiquinol to cytochrome c
Source: RefSeq, a predicted model, not a curated record